CUGUUAUUAAGGAGAGGGCCAUAUAUUUUUACUUCCUUUCCUGAGAGGACUCAGUUGGAAUGUAUGUUCAGGUAAAUCCUAUAAGGAAUGACAACUACCUGAUUAAUUUCUAAAUUCACCAGUGGCCAUCAUCAAAGUUCACCUCAUAGGCAAAAUUUACCACAGGGCAAAAUAGAUUAACUAAGCCUGGAUGGUCAUUGCAAGGAUAUUAAGAAAUAUGGGCUAUAACAAGUUAAGAAUGAUAGAAUUAUAAUUAUAUAAACCCCUUAGGAACAUGGUUAGUGAAAGUGCCAUUUGCACAAGCUGGCAGCUGUACAGGUACAGAAUUUAUUCCUCUGGGAAGCCGAGUUCUCUCAAUCUGCCCUGGCAGGUUUACACAAACAUGGUGGUAGCAGUGCCUUAAAAGCCAUACUUCCCCAACUUAGGCAGACUACACUCACCAGAUUACAGCAGUCAGAGUUGGCAGACUACUAUAGCUUCUUUAGAUUGAAAACAAUCAAUUUUUAUUUCCCUUGUACAGCAGUACCUUGCAAUUGUGUUUUUGUUCUUCAGAGAUGAAGGUUUUCUUAGUUCUCCAAACACCAAAGUCUGAUAGAAACAACAAAUUUAAUUUACUGUCCCUAAAAAUGUAAGACCUGUUCUGUUUGACUUCCCAUGUGCUCGCUGUGUAUUUGAUUACAAACCAUUCCUAUGGACAGAGUGAUUAUUUAUGUUGUGGACAGUGGCAGAUCUGUUCAGUCAAAUUCCUCCCAAAGGGCUCAGUGCACUCAGAGAAUAGGAGGAGCAUCAGCAGCAUUACAGACUGCAGCAAACACAUCUCGUGCAAAAGACAGAAGAGCAGAGAGGAGAAAAGAGAAGAGAAAGAUUGAGAGAAGACUGUACUGCUUGAGGAAGAAAACAUAUAAACUGACAAUUCAAUACAUCAGGAGUUACACAAGCAACAUGUCUCGAUCACCAGGAAGAAAGCAGGAGAACCACAAAAUAAGCAGAGAACUUUUUGUACUCACAUAUGGGGCUUUGGUAGCCCAGCUGUGCAAGGAGUAUGAAAAAGAUGAAGAUGUCAAUGCCUGUUUAGAUAGAAUGGGAUACAGCAUCGGCAUAAGACUGAUUGAUGACUUUUUGGCUCGUUCAGCUGUGAAAAAGUGCCGUAGUUACUCUGAAACGGCACACAUGAUUGCACAGGUUGCUUUCAAGAUGUACCUUGGGGUCACCCCUAGUGUGAGCUGUAAUAGUGCCACAGGGAAUGAAUUCUCCUUAAUCCUGGACAAAAACCCACUAGUGGACUUUGUGGAGGAGCUGCCAGCGGAACGAGCAUCACUUUGCUAUUGUAACCUCCUCUGUGGGGUGAUUCGAGGUGCCUUGGAAAUGGUUCACUUGGCAGCAGAAGUUUCCUUCCUCCAGGACAGACUGAAGGGUGAUGCUGUGACAGAAAUAGGAAUUACAUUUUUAAGGAAGCCUGAAGACAGAAAGCACAGAAGGAACAAAUGAAAAGAAUAUUGGGAGAGAGCCUUUCUGGGGGAUAUUUUGUGCCUUUUGUUUCAGAAGAAGACAGGGUAAAAACGGCUUUACUGAGUCAGCUGCACCAGUCAGCUGGUUACAAGGUGAAGAGACCUGGGCAGCAAAGAGGAGGGGCAGGGCACAACAAUUAACAUUGUCCCAACAAUGUUAAUUGUUGUGACAUGGAUAUCAGUAAAAAAGAUCAAAAUUAUCUGCCCUUUCUUCUCACAUACCCAGCCUCUUGAGCUUAAUGGAAGUUUUAUCUCAGUAUUUAGUGUGUGCUAGUUGUUAUUCUGUAUAGCAACUGUUUUCAGGUAAAGCUGAUGCCCUUUUCCCGUUUUGUCAGUAAUGUUUCAAAGCAUGGCUGCUAGAGGUGCUUUAUUUCCCUGGCUGUGUGUGGUUAUCCAUAAAGGAUUCCUCUGCUGUCAUUGCUGUAUGCAGUGUCUCGCUCACAGGUGCAUGUUUUGAUGUGUAAUGCUUUGCCAUUCAUUGUCCUCCAUGCUGGACAUCCUGCUGUCUUUGAAACCAGGGAGGGAUGGGUCUUCACUGCCGCUGGUGGUGUUCUUUCCAGCUCUUCAGGCCCCACAUGCAGUUUUGCUGGCACUCCUGCUCAGUGUUGUGCACACACCAGGCUGUAGCCCUCUGACAGCUGCAGCAGCGCUUGUGUCUCACCAAGCUAUGGGCCUUUUCAUGUCAGCCUUCUCUCCAAGAGCACUGAUCUUGUGGCCAAACUGAACAAAGCAUGACGUGUUUAAUGUAUAGCCAUUGUGGAUCUGUACCCGCCUAAGGAAACUUGAAUUAAAAUUCUGAGAUUGCCACAGAA
Passer domesticus (house sparrow) is the source of this 2320-nucleotide messenger RNA. It is a transcript of the gene TRAPPC3L, whose product is annotated as trafficking protein particle complex subunit 3L. Gene Ontology annotation, cellular component: TRAPP complex; cytosol; cis-Golgi network membrane. Bases 691 to 1488 code for a protein of 265 amino acids. Lineage: Eukaryota; Metazoa; Chordata; Aves; Passeriformes; Passeridae. The record is from RefSeq and is a predicted model, not a curated record. Gene Ontology annotation, biological process: endoplasmic reticulum to Golgi vesicle-mediated transport; intra-Golgi vesicle-mediated transport. The transcript has 5 exons.